GAUAAUUCAAUAAUAAAAAAGACAUCGUAUACUCUCUCUCUCACACGUUCGUAACAUUUUGAAAUUAAGUUUAUGGAAUUUUCUUACGAGCUGUCUCUGUGUUGCAAUUGAUGUUGUAUAUUUUUAAUAUGGCGAAGACACCGAUAAACUUAAACUACACGCUCACCCGAGGAAAAGAUUGUGCUAAUUUGCUAACUUUCCGGCACCGCGUUGCGCGCCAUUAAGAGACCGGAGUGAAGUGUGUGAGUCCCGGGGCGACGCUGACUCGAGCACCGGGGACACUGACACGGCCUUCGGGGAAGAGCAGCAUGAGACGGAGGAGGCUUCAACCGCUGAAAGACGCGGAGGAGCAUGCUAUCAAUGCCACCGACAAGACAGACGAAUUAGAGGCUAAACACAUAAGCGAUUAUAAAGUAUUGAUGCAACUAAUGAGAAUGCCACCCUUGGCCGGCUUGUCAAUGACGACCACAUGCACCCGAACUGUACCAUGAAGAAGAUUGUCACCGAGGGAAAACCCCAUUUAUGCCUUUUUGCUUUGAGGGAUAUUGUUCCUGGAGAGGAAAUCACUUAUGAUUAUGGAGGAAGUGUCUGGCCUUGGAGAAAGGGUGAUGCCAUUAUGACAGCCAUUGAGAACUGCUCUGGUGCUCCAGUAAGAGUCCCACAUAUUACACAUGAGCCUUUGGUUGACUACUCCAGUAGUGAAGAUGAAGUCCUGUGUUCUAAAGCUACAACAUCUUUUAAACGGACAAGACCUGCAAAUCAUGAUGACUCGGGUGAUCUUUUCAACUCUGAACAUUCAAGUGCAGGCAGUGAAGAUGACAAUACUGACAUUAAAGACAAUGGCAGAUGGACACGUACACCCUCUGCAAUAAGUGAACAACAUCCCACUUCUGCAAAGACAUUCAAAAGAGCAAUUAAUGUCAGAGCUAGACAGAAGAUUGUGGAGCAUGCAGAAGUUUUUGAUUCAAGUGAAGAUGAGUUAUCUGAAGUCAGUGAGGAUGAGUACAUUCCUGACACAUCAGAAGAGAGUUCAGAUAAACUCAGAACAGCAGUGACCCAGAGAGCUCCCAGAGCUAUGACACAUCCUCAGUUCCUAAAGGUUCCUGUCCUUGUCACUCCUUCAAUGCAAGAGUCAAUCAGGCUACUAAUUGAGAACCGAAAUGGGUGUGGAGUACCGAAUGAGAACUCUUUCCUCUUUGCGCGUCCAUUUGCAUUGACUUUUUACAGAGGCUCUGACUGCAUCCGUGAAUUUGCAGUUGCAUGCAAUGCUAAAAAUCCUCAAACUCUCACUUCCACAAAGUUGAGGAAACAGAUUGGUACCCUCUCUGAAGUUCUCAAUCUGAGCAACACUGAGCUCGAUCAGCUGGCUGACUUUCUAGGCCAUGAUAUUCGAGUACAUCGUCAGUUUUACCGGCUGCCUGAGGGCACCCUUCAGCUGGCCAAAAUGAGCAAAAUCUUUCUGGCGCUUGAAAAAGGACGCUUGGCAGAUUUUAAAGGGAGAAGUUUUGACGAAAUCGACAUCGAUCCAGAAGAGGAAGUUACAGUGGACAGCGAUUUAGAGGACACUAAUUCCAAUCUGAAAGCGGAUGAGUGCAGAAAAAGGUGGAAGUCUCUUAGAGACACCUACAGAAGAGAGAGAAGGAAGGAGUCAGAGAGGAAUAGGAGUGGAGCAGGGGCGAGCAGUGUCCGGCCAUGGCGCUACAGUGGAGUCAUGGGCUUCCUCAACCCCUUCAUAGAAGAUAGAAUAACUGCCAGUAAUAUGGUAGGUGGGGUUGGGGAAGCCCUGACCCCAGAGGAAAGAGAAGAUGCCAUGGCCGGGCACAGUCAGGCAGCACAGACAACACACAGUCAGCAGUGUGAGGUGAACCAGCUAGGUGAGAGCCUGAGCCUUCAGGUUCAGGAAGUACCAACAAGCCCGAGUCAGUCCAGCAUUCACGUUCAGGCAGGACCAUCAAGCCCGAGCCAGUCCAGCGUUCAGGGAGAGACAGGGCACUCAAACAGGAGAAAGAGAGCACACACCAGCACAGAGUUUGAGGAGAGGAUGCUAACAGCUUUGUAG
Messenger RNA from Sinocyclocheilus grahami, 2059 nucleotides. RefSeq lists its product as uncharacterized. The record is from RefSeq and is a predicted model, not a curated record. The transcript is spliced from 9 exons. Lineage: Eukaryota; Metazoa; Chordata; Actinopteri; Cypriniformes; Cyprinidae. The coding region runs from base 470 to 2059 and encodes 529 amino acids. Gene Ontology annotation, molecular function: protein binding.